Messenger RNA from Staurois parvus, 3605 nucleotides. NCBI's taxonomy places the organism in Eukaryota, Metazoa, Chordata, Amphibia, Anura, Ranidae. The record is from the annotation of a GenBank genome assembly.
GGUCCUCAGGGCCCUCCUGGGCAACCAGGAUUUCCUGGUCAGCAAGGUAGCAAAGGAGACAGAGGGCAACCAGGUUAUGACGGCUCACCAGGAGCACCUGGACCACAAGGUAUUUCAGGUCUUCUAGGGAGUCCUGGAGCAAAGGGAGAACCUGGGGAAGUUUAUUUUGAACCAAAACUUAAGGGCGAAAAGGGAGAACCAGGUUUCCCAGGACAACAAGGAACUCCUGGAAAAGAAGGAAGACCUGGAAGAGACGGAGUACCAGGUCAGCCUGGCCCCAAAGGUGCUUUGGGCACGAUUGGUACAAAAGGAGAACGUGGGCCACCUGGCGACAGUGGAUUUCCUGGUAUUCCUGGAGACAGAGGUUUUCCGGGAGCUCCAGGAGCUGGGCAACCAGGACAGCCUGGAGACAGAGGUGAAUCAGGAACCCCUGGUUUUGUAGGAUUACCUGGAAACCCUGGAAUUAAAGGUGAACCUGGAAAAGCUUUAGUUGUUGCUGGAGCCCCAGGACCAAUGGGACCUGCAGGUUCUCCUGGAUUUCCUGGGGAUCAAGGUGAGAAGGGUGCUAUAGGUUUUUCAGGCAGACCUGGGCUCCCUGGAGAGAAAGGAGACACUGGUAUAGAGGGUAAAGCACUUCCUGGAGCCCCUGGAGAAAAAGGCUACCCUGGAAUGGAGGGCCCACGAGGAAUAGAUGGCAUACCUGGUCAGACAGGUCAUGAUGGUUUACCUGGAGUUCAAGGUCUACCAGGAGAGAAAGGUGAACCAGGACUAGGUCUUCCGGGCCCUAAAGGAUUACAAGGACCACAAGGUCCUUCUGGCCUUACUGGAGAAAAAGGAACUAUAGGAGCACCAGGUGUCCCUGGUGAACAGGGCCUUCCAGGGGUUCCUGGCCAUUCAGGAGCUAAAGGUGAAACUGGCCCUAUUGGAGCAACAGGCAUGAGAGGUAAUCCUGGUGUACCUGGCAUUGGACCACAUGGAGAACCAGGGCCUCAAGGAUCAAAGGGAUCUCCUGGAGUUUCAGGCCCUGUUGGACAGAAAGGAGAAAUAGGAUAUCCUGGUUUCCCUGGAACAGAUAUGCCAGGACCAAAGGGUGAUAAGGGAAAAGCAGGCAUGCCUGGAUCCAUGGGCAUGCCAGGAUUGCCUGGACAAUCAGGUCCACCAGGAAAAGACGGGGCUUCAGGUUUACAAGGCCAAAAAGGAGAAAUAGGUUUAAUGGGAGUUCCAGGAAUCCCUGGUCAGUCAGGUUCCCCAGGCAAUCCAGGAUUACCCGGAGGAAAAGGUGAUGCUGGGUCUCCGGGGAUCCGUGGUGAGCCAGGAUUUCCUGGUCUUAAAGGUGAAAAGGGUGAAGGUGGACUGCAAGGACCUCCAGGAUCUCUUCCACCCAUGGAUAACAUGAAGGGUGAAAAAGGAGAUCAGGGAGACAAAGGUCUCAUUGGUUUCGAAGGACAAAAGGGGAUACAGGGUGAAAUCGGAAACCCUGGAAUGCCUGGAAAAGAAGGAGAUCAAGGAAUGCCAGGGAAACCAGGAGACAAAGGAGAGAAAGGUGGUCAUGGUUUGCCGGGAAGUACAGGACAUACAGGUCCAAAAGGAUCUAUGGGAGAAAUGGGCUUACCAGGACCUACUGGACCAAAGGGAGAAUAUGGUAUUCAAGGCACUCCAGGUCUACCAGGUGUAACUGGGAUCAAAGGUGAAAGGGGGCAGAAAGGUGAAGAUGGGCUUCCAGGUGUUGGUAUUCCUGGACCUCAAGGGACAAAGGGUGAUCCUGGAACCCCGGGUCAACAAGGUUUUCAAGGUGAAAGGGGUGAAAAAGGUGACGGCGGUAUCCCUGGGAUGCCAGGGUUUCCUGGUAUAAAGGGAUCGACCGGUUCUGCAGGAUUUCCAGGUAGCCCAGGAAUUCCUGGAGAAAAGGGAGCUAAAGGGCUCCAUGGAACACACGGUGUUUCUGGAUCUAAAGGACAUCCAGGUGAACCUGGAAUCCAGGGACCUCCUGGUUCACUUGGAGAAAAGGGUGCGCCUGGUCUUGAUGGAAUCCCAGGUGCAUCUGGUGAGAAAGGUGAUCAAGGUUUACCGGGAAGAGCCCUGCCUGGAUUUCCUGGAGAACGGGGAGAGAAAGGUUACAAAGGCGAAACUGGUUUACCUGGCGCACCUGGUCUCCCUGGCUUCCUGGCAUUAAAGGUGAUCAAGGGUUUCCUGGUAGGGAAGGAUCUCAAGGGACAGCAGGUUUUCCUGGACCUCCUGGAGUGGCAAUGGAAGGUCCAAAAGGAGAAAAAGGAAUUCAGGGUCCACCUGGAUUUCCAGGUUCUCCGGGUGCUGUGGGUGUUCCUGGAUCUGCAGGACAGGUUGGAUUGAAAGGAGAAAAAGGACAGCAGGGUUGGCCUGGAGCUCCUGGUACCCCAGGAGUGAAAGGUGAAACUGGAAUACAAGGUCUUCCUGGUGAUGCUGGUUCUCCAGGAAUAGAAGGACAGAAGGGUGAUGUAGGUUCUCAAGGAUCGCCAGGAUUUCCAGGUUUGAAAGGUUCACUGGGACUCAUCGGAGAGAAAGGACAAAUAGGAGAGCGGGGAGAACCUGGAACUAGAGGUUUACAAGGUCUACCAGGGCCUGCAGGUCAACUUCAGAUAAUUAAAGGAGAUCCUGGCCCUCCAGGACCAACAGGCCCCAGUGGCCCUAAAGGAUUCCCAGGAUAUUCUGGUCCUAAGGGAGAGCAAGGUAUUAUCGGUGCUGUAGGAUUGCCUGGACCACCUGGAGCGCCAGGAAUAAAUGGUAUCCCAGGUCAAAAAGGUGAAAUUGGUCCCAGUGGGCCAACAGGCCCAAGAGGGUAUGCUGGCCCACCAGGUUCAGAUGGUUUACCUGGUCCCAUUGGCUUACCUGGACUUCCUUCUAUGGCUCAUGGAUUCCUGGUUACAAGACACAGCCAGACAACUGAGGAGCCAUCCUGUCCUCUAGGCACAGUCCCAGUAUACACUGGUUACUCACUUCUUUAUGUACAAGGAAAUGAAAGGGCACAUGGCCAAGAUCUAGGUGCUGCUGGAAGCUGUCUACGUAAAUUCAGCACAAUGCCUUUCCUGUUCUGUAAUAUUAAUAACGUAUGUAACUUUGCAUCAAGAAACGAUUAUUCCUACUGGCUCUCAACACCUGAACCAAUGCCAAUGAGCAUGGCUCCUGUCACAGGAGAUCAUAUCAAACCUUUCAUUAGCAGAUGCAGUGUUUGUGAAGCACCAGCUAUGGUGAUGGCAGUUCACAGUCAAACAAUUCAGAUCCCUCCAUGUCCAGAUGGGUGGAUUUCAUUGUGGAUUGGAUAUUCAUUUGUAAUGCAAACGAGUGCUGGUGCUGAAGGUUCUGGCCAGGCUUUGGCAUCUCCAGGUUCUUGUCUGGAGGAAUUCCGUAGUGUACCAUUCAUUGAGUGUCAUGGACGAGGAACCUGUAACUACUAUGCCAAUACAUACAGCUUUUGGCUGGCUACAAUUGAGAGAGAUGACAUGUUCAACAGAAAACCUACACCUUCAACUCUGAAAGCUGGAGAUCUCCGUACACAUGUCAGCCGAUGUCAAGUAUGCAUGAGACUUAAUAAUAUCAGAAAUCAAAUAAACAUCAAAAAUCAUAUUUGA